This is a messenger RNA of Pseudoliparis swirei, 4208 nucleotides long. RefSeq names its product protein O-GlcNAcase. Gene Ontology annotation, molecular function: beta-N-acetylglucosaminidase activity. Bases 87 to 2510 code for a protein of 807 amino acids. NCBI's taxonomy places the organism in Eukaryota, Metazoa, Chordata, Actinopteri, Perciformes, Liparidae. The record is from RefSeq and is a predicted model, not a curated record. Gene Ontology annotation, biological process: glycoprotein metabolic process. The transcript has 17 exons.
GCUCACACACGGGCAGAGCAUCGUGUCCUCCCUCGCUCGUUUGGGCCCGACUGGAAGCGCAGGGAGGCAGCGGGGCGGAGGACAGGAUGGAGGAGAAGAAGAGGCAGUUUAUUUGUGGCGUGGUGGAAGGUUUCUAUGGGCGGCCUUGGACUAUGGAUCAGAGGAAGGUUCUCUUCCAGUGGAUGCAGAGUUGGGGGUUGAACACCUACCUGUACGGCCCGAAGGACGACCUGAAGCACCGGCUGCUGUGGAGAGAGGUCUACUCUCAUGAAGAGGAGGGUCAGCUGCGUACUCUUAUCAAGGAGGCCCAGUCGAAAGGCCAGAGGUUCAUCUACGCCCUGUCUCCGGGUCAGGACAUCGUCUUCUCCUCGUCAUGCGACCUGACGCUACUCAAACGCAAGCUGAGACAGGUGUCGGACCUGGGUUGCCAGGCAUUCGCCAUUCUGUUCGACGACAUCGACCACUCCAUGUGUCAGGCCGACAGCGAGGCCUUUUCGUCGUUCGCCCACGCUCAGGUCACCGUAACCAAUGACAUCUAUCGCUUCCUGGGGGAACCACCCGUCUUCCUAUUCUGCCCCACAGAGUACUGUGGUUCUCUGUGUUCUCCCAGUGUGUCAAAGUCUCCCUACCUGCAGACAAUCGGAGAGGACCUGCUACCCAACAUCACAGUGAUAUGGACGGGCAGUAAGGUCAUCUCCAGGAAGCUGUCCGUCGACUGCCUGGCCGAGGUGGAGUCCGUCCUCCGGCGCCCGCCGCUCAUCUGGGACAACCUGCACGCUAACGACUACGACUCCAGGCGUCUCUUCUUGGGGCCUUUCAAGGGCCGAGAGCCUCAGCUGAGGAGCCACCUGCGAGGCCUCUUGCUCAACCCCAACUGCGAGUUUGAAGCCAACUACAUCCCCCUGCAUUCGCUGGGCAGCUGGUACAGAGCUGGAAACGAGGAGAGGAAAGAUGAGGAGUGUGAGUACUGUCCGGAUAGAGCUCUGUCUGCUGCGUUACAUGAUUGGAUGGAGGAACUCAAUCAACCACUACAAGCAGGACGGCAGAGCACGCGAUCAGAGCAGCGCUCCUCCGCUCCAACGACGCGCUGCAAAACCCCCGACCGGCCCGACGGCCCUCCCGCCCUCCGCGGACCGCCCGCGGUGGCCAAGCUGCCCGUGUUCCCCCUGAACUCCAGCUCACCUCCGGCGUCGCCGGCCAAGGGGGAGACGGAGGGACGAGAGGGGGAGAGGAAGAGGUCAAACCAGACAAGUCAACCCAACCCCCAAACUCAAGGAUCCAUGCCUGGCGCACCCUCUGUGGGAGGCAGGGGGCCGAAAGCCCAGGGGUGGGGGCUCGGUGGGGGGAAGGGCCUGCUCAGUGAGUCCCAGGUGCGUCUGCUAGUCGGGCUUUAUUACCUGCCCCAUGAGCAUGGCCCGUCUGCCCAGAAACUGCUGCAGGACCUGACCUGGCUCAAAGCAAACUGCCACCUGGUCAGCGCUAACGGCAAGAAGACGGCGGCUCCAAAGAUCGACGAGUGGCGUAGCCGCUCCUCCAGGGUCCUGUCCCUGUGUGAAGACAUCGCUCAGCUCCACUGCAGCGUGGUGGGCGGGGCCAACAGGGCGGUGCUCUAUGACCUCUACCCCUACGUGUGGGACCUGAGGAACACGGCUCUGGUGGCGAAGGCCUUCAUAUGCUGGCUGGAUGGACGCGUGUUGAGUGACAGCUCCGCCAUGGGCACCUGGAGGAACUGUUUCCACUUGUGUGGGAAGACCACAGGGGCAGACCUGCUGGGCGUGGACUCAGAACCGUGGGCGUUCAAAGGGGGCGUGUCUGGGGAGGUGCAGAUGCUUCUCCCAAUCGGCAGCAGCAAUGAACUCUUCACUCAUCCUCCUCCUCUCUUCCCCACCUCUCGUCUUUAUAACGUCAGGCCCUACCACACCAAGGACAAGUUGGAGUUGUAUCGGAUGGUACGCCAACUCCACCUGAGGACUCAGGGUGGCCAAGAAUCCAGUGUUGCUCACCCAGAUGUCGUAGGAGACAGAUGUUUUGGGCCAUGCCUGGCGUUGUGCCCCGAGUACUGUUUCAUCCUGGAGGACGAGCUGGGUUUGUGCGGCUGUGUGUUGGGCAUCGUGGACGUCCGCUCCUUCGCCAAGCGGUGCCAGACCUGCUGGAUGCCGGCCAUGAGGGACAAAUACCAAGUGAAGGGGGGCAACACACACCCUAACACACAGGACAUGAUCAAGCUGAUGGAGGAGGACCAGGGAGAGUACCCGGACUCUCUCCUGUACCACUUCCCCUCUCAGCUGCGACUGGACGCCCUGCCGGAGCUGGUGGACGUCAGCGUCAGCCGCACGCUGCUCACCGCCCUCCUCACUGCACUCAAGGCCAACGGGUCCCAGGGUGUGUUCUGCGAGGUGCAGCCUACGGACCGGCAGAGGAUGGAGUUCUUAACCAAACUGGGCUUCCUGGAGAUCCUCAGAGGAGAAGCCAGGAGCAGAGAGGGAGUGGUGCUGGGGAGGCUACUCUGAAAACACACACACACACCACCAGACACUUGCACCCAAACAGCAGAUACACAGAGGCACUUGCACAACCGUAAAGAUGUUCACAAUAGUCCAGUACAGCACAGAGACACAGGAUCUGCUUUUUCUCCUUCUAGAGGGAAACCCUUUUUAUUUGUUUUAUCUUUUAAAGGAACAUUCCUCUGAAUCUGCGUGGCAGCAGUAAUGAAAAUGCACCCUGAGCUUUCUUUCUAAAGGAUUUCACAAACGAUAAAAUAAGCUUUGAUUUGAAAGCUUUGUCAGAUUCAACCCCCCUGGCGACAAGAGUCACAUUACAAUUAAAGCCAACAGCAGAAGGUUGAGAUGUGAGCAGAGCAGGAGAUCAGGGCAGCCAUGUUUUAUUGAAACAGCUUUAAUCUAUAACAUCCAUUAUUUGUGUUUUCUAAAUAUUGGCCUGUAGCCCCCCCCCCCCCUCCUUUGCCUCCAUUUUCUUACACAUGCUGUUUCUCUUUUGCAUAUCUGAUGCGUCACACUUCAAAUAAGUGAAACUGCAAAUCCUCUCGGCUGCAUUUUAACGUCUUUCAGCUCGUUGUUUCAGUUUCCCGGCCCACAUUUUGUCGUUUCAUAUUUACCAUAAGUACGUCAACUUAAUUCCACCAAAUAUCUACCUAUUCCUUUAAAUCGACAUAGCGUAAUCUCCUCCCGUAGACAACCUGGCUGCCACUCAAUCUGAUGCUCUGCUUCCUUUGCUUCGUUCAUUAACGAUACUCUUUCUCUUAAAAGUCCGGCCGUUGUUUCCCAGCUCUUGUCCUGCUGGUGGUCUGCUAGCAGCCGGCUGGACGCAGGCACGGCGUCACAGUUUACACCUGAUUAGUUUAGAUGAUUGUUUACAUGCAUGAAGAACAACACAUUGUGAAACAUGAAGCGUUCACACAGUAGGAUUACAUGUAUACUGACGUCAACACAAACACACGUUUAUUAUUUCAAUGGAAUACUCGAACAUUAGCGACGUUAUUGAAGAUUUUUUUUAUUGGACUCGUCAUUAUAGCUAUAAGGAGAGCACAAGAAGAUGUGAGUCCAUGCAUGCUGAGAUUCCUCAGAAAAACAAACGAAAAAUGAAAUAUUCAUCAAGAUUGUGCAUGAAAACCAUCAUGCAGAUACAUUAGGUACACAGACACACACACACACACACACACUCACACACUUAUCUGUUUACCCUGGAUUCAACUGGAUUGAAUAGAUACUUCCCGCUAAUGUCAUUAUUUCUGCCUUUAUUCUGAACCAUUAACACACACACACACACAGUCAUGCUAAAAGAAGCACAAAGGCACUCACAAUCAAAUCUUUAACUGAAAGUACGUAGAACUAUGAAUGUUCAUUGUUUUUGUAACGCAGCUUAAAAGACACAAGUACCGUUUGUGCACGUAUUUAUAUUUCUACUUCUAUUUUUUUUUUUUUUUAUGCUCGAUCAAUCACGGACUGAGAGUCACUUUCGUACGUUUCAUCACGAUUCCAAUCUCAUCACCAUCGUCUGUGAGGUAGUUUGUGAUAAAGAAAAUAAAGAAUAUUUAGUCCCAGAACUAAAAAUCAAAGACAUCCUGAAAGCACCGAGAUAGAAAUGCAUGACGUAAAGCAACAUUUUAGAGGACAUUAUUGUUUGUGAAAGAAUGUUACUUCACCUGUAUGACAAAAAUAAAUAAUACGUUUUAAUAUUUGUAUGUUUAA